UCCAGAGUUCAGCAGCGAGCAGGAUCUUUUCUUUUUCUUUCCCUCCAUCCAGCCCUACUCUUCUCUGCUGACUGACUGACUGAUCUUCUCAUCCUCAUUGUUUCAUUUCCUCCCGGAGACUUUUUGAUUUCAUUCCUCUCAGCUGACUCCAGCUGCGUCUCCAUUUGGACACGUUUUGGAUUUUACGCACUAAACCUUCAUCCUCCUCGGACCUGGACGCUCUGUGCACGUACACGCCAUGGCGCCGUGCAUGUUGCUGUCGUGUCUCCUGCUGUUUGUCUCCGCGCGCACGGCUCUCUCCUCCGGGGUGUUCGAGCUGAAGAUCGACUCCUUCACCAGCUCCAGAGGCGUCUGUCGCUACCAGAGCCGCGACUGCCAAAUAUUUUUCCGCGUGUGCCUCAAACACUCUCAGAACGUCAUCAACCCGGAGCCGCCGUGCACGUACGGGACCGCGCUCACGGAGAUCUUCGGCGCCGACUCCAACUCCAUCUCCGGGAGCGCGCCCAUCAGGGUGCCCUUCCACUUCAAGUGGCCGGGGACGUUCUCUCUGAUUAUUGAAGCCUGGAACGCCGAGUCUUCAGGACUGGAGUCUACAGAGAACCAGAACAAUCUCAUCAGCCGGCUGGCGACCCGCCACAGGCUGACGGUCGGCGAGGAGUGGUCCCGGGACGCGCACGUCGGCAACCAGAGCGAGCUGCGCUACUCCUACCACGUGGUGUGCGAAGAGCACUACCACGGCGAGGCCUGCUCCGCCUUCUGCCGGCCCCGCAACGACACCUUCGGCCACUCCACCUGCGACGACGACGGCAACCGACGCUGCCUGGACGGCUGGAGGGGAGAGUACUGCUCUGACCCCAUCUGUGCGGCGGGCUGCAGCGAGGUGCACGGCUACUGCGAGUCUCCCGGGGAGUGCGUGUGCCGGCAGGGCUGGCAGGGCGAGCGCUGCGAUGAGUGCGCCCGACACCCCGGCUGCCUCCACGGGACCUGCCAGCAGCCCUGGCAGUGCAACUGCAAGGAGGGAUGGGGAGGCCUGUACUGCGACCAAGACCUGAACUACUGCACCAACCACAAGCCGUGCAAGAACGAGGCUUCGUGCACCAACACCGGCCAGGGCAGCUACACCUGCACCUGCCGGCCUGGCUUCAGCGGCAAGAACUGCGAGAACGAGACCAACGAGUGCGAAAGCAACCUCUGCAAGAACGGCGGCAGCUGCAAAGAUCUGGAGAACGAUUACUCGUGCGAGUGCCCUCAGGGCUUCUACGGGAAGAACUGCGAGAUCAGCGCCAUGAAGUGCGCGGACGGGCCGUGUUUUAACGGAGGAACCUGCGAAGAGAACGUCAGCGGCGGGUACAGCUGCCGCUGCCCGCUCGGGUACACGGGCUCCAAUUGCGAGAAGAGGGUCGACCGAUGCAGCAGCAACCCCUGCGCUAACGGCGCUCAGUGUCUGGACGUCGGGAAGCAGUUCAUGUGCCGCUGCCUGCCCGGUUUCACCGGCUCCCGCUGCGAGACCAACGUCGACGACUGCGCCGGCAACCCCUGCCGCAACGCCGGCACUUGCGUGGACGCUGUCAACGACUUCACCUGCACGUGCACGCUCGGCUUCACCGGCAAGGACUGCUCCGUGCGCACCAGCCCCUGCAACCACUUCCCCUGUGAAAACGGCGGCACGUGUUACACCCACUUCUCCGGCCCCGUGUGCCAGUGCCCGACGGGCUUCAUGGGCGCACGCUGCGAGUACCCCGUCAGGACGACUAUAAAACCGCCCGGAAACAGCGACGCCCCUCCGGCACUGAUUGCCGCCGUCGCCCUCGGCCUGGUGACGCUGACUCUGCUGGUCUUCGCCGCCAUCCACAUUCUGCGUCAGCUCCGCCGGGGCAGGCAGCUGUCGGCCCUCACCAUGUCAGUGAAGAACGACCUGGAGACCGUGAACAACCGCAACGCAGUGAUUGGCGGGGGCGGACCGUAUAACGGGAGUUUACCAGGAGCGCCGCUGAGCAGCCUGAGAGAGAAGGAGGCCUUCCUCAUCCCGGGAGGACAACUUAAAGUGUCCAAUAAGGACGCGGCGCUGGUGGAGAACGGCGGCGACAACAUGGCUAUUUUUAAAAACAAAAUGGCAGACUGUAACCUGGCGAGAGAUGAGCAGCGCCUGGCCAGGAACAAGUUUGACCUUAAGAAGUGUGACUCGUCCAUCAUCGUCCCUCCUCUCAGUUUUGCAAAGGACAGUCUGUAUCACCCGGUGUACAUCAUCCCAGAGCAGAUGGAGCAGUGUGUGUUUGCUACUGAGGUAUAACCUCCAGUUUUCAGACCGCCAGCGGAGGAACUUUUACGCUGAAGGCCUGAAAUGUUUUCACCCAGAGGAUCUAUUCUACACACGUUAUUUUAUUUAAUAUUUAUUACUGCUGCUCAACGGGAGGGGGGGGGGAACAAAACAAAAAGAAAGGACUUUUUUAUUCUUUUCUGCUUCGAUAUUGACAAUGUUCGGAUGACAAUGAUUCUGAAAAGAAAGAAAGAAUGGAGGAGAGAAAAGUGGAAAGAGUGAAUGUCCGGCGUCAUUUGCACUAUUUAUCUUUUUUUUAUACUUUAAAUCUUAAUAUAAUAUUUCUGUGUGUAUAUCUGAAUUUUCUUUGGAUCGAACGAUAGGACGUUAAGAAGUGGAACCGUCCGCCUAUCGGAAAGACCGGUGCCUUAGCUAUGCUCCCUAAUCACCGUGGCAACCGUUUCCUGUACAAUCUCACAACAUGAUGUGUCAAUCAAAAUCGAUCAGAGGACCUGCUUACGGGGACGGGAGAUUUUUAUUUUAGGUCAAACAAACUGAACUUUUUUAUACUGUCUGAAAGCCGAACUGGACAGUUUGUGACUCCGUCCAUUUUAUUUUAUUUUCUUGUUUUUGAAAGUGAAGCAUCACAUUGUGGCCUGUUAGGAGAAGAACUACAAUCACGUCCAAACUCUGAAGUGCCUCUUCUUAUGGAAAACUGCAACAGGACUUAAAUCCAGGACUUUCUAUUUCAUGUUCAAAUCCUGUCUUUACGAGACCAUUCAAAUCCACUGGAGACCUUUCUACUGCUGAUGUGUCUUUAAACCCAGUCACAUCCACACUCCCUGAUCUAAUCUCAGUCUAAAUUACCUUUCAGGUGAAUCAGGGAGAGUUUGUACCUCUAUCAACAACCAGCAGAUAAUCUACCUUUGACAAGAUGUAAAGGAAAAGUCAAACACAUCACAGGCUGGAUGGAGGUCCAGCCGAGCUGGAAUUAUUUCACAAAUCAAAUCAGUUUUUUCCGUUCGUCUUCCUGUGAUUCUACUUGCUUUUUUUUUCUCCCACUGUUGUAGGUUUUCAAAAUUUAUUUUUCUAUGAAUCAAAAAAACUAAACUUGCUGCCUUUUUCUCUCUCUUGCUGCCUUCAUCGAUCAAACAGGAAAACAAUAAAGACGCCCGCUGUUGUUCUGCAACAUUCCCGAGACUACAGACACAGCUGAGCGUGUUUUUUAUACUUUUAUAUUUGGAAAAUAAGAAACUUUUACAACAGCGAUUAUUCCAUUUGAUACCAAAAAUAUGUGUCGUUCCUGUGUAGUCGUGUCUUUGUUCUAUCUUUGUUAAUUUAAGAAAACAAUGCAAUGUGUACAUAUCCUCCAGAAGACAGUUUUCCUAUUUAAUUUUGCCUUUUUUUGUAAAUAAUUGUGUAUUUAUGAAAGAGAAUUGUAUAUAUGUCUAUGUUAAUGUGCCUAAUGUCUCAGUCAGAAUCAAGAAAUAUAUUUUUUCAUAAAUAAAUUAGAAAAAUGAUA
Sebastes umbrosus (honeycomb rockfish) is the source of this 3779-nucleotide messenger RNA. It is a transcript of the gene dlc, whose product is annotated as deltaC. The record is from RefSeq and is a predicted model, not a curated record. Gene Ontology annotation, biological process: heterophilic cell-cell adhesion; Notch signaling pathway; cell communication. Gene Ontology annotation, molecular function: calcium ion binding. Bases 239 to 2290 code for a protein of 683 amino acids. Gene Ontology annotation, cellular component: plasma membrane; protein-containing complex. NCBI's taxonomy places the organism in Eukaryota, Metazoa, Chordata, Actinopteri, Perciformes, Sebastidae. The transcript has 10 exons.